CUAGGGCAUAUAGAAGAGAAAAGGGGCGGAGAAGCGAAGCAACGGGAAGAAAAAAUAUACCCUAUAUAGCUACUCUUUAUAAACCGCUCGCGAGAUAUAGCGGGAGUGAAAAUCAUGACCUUUAACUACACAUCUUCGGACGAGGAAGACAUGAUUCUAGACAUUGAACUUCUGAGCAGCUCCGAUGACAGCUCAGUGGAAGUAAUUAUGGAUGCGGUCGAGGGUGAGCUGGUGCAACAACAACAGCAAGAGGCUCCGUUGGAGGUGGAUCUAGUAUCAGAUUCGGAUGAGAUGGAUGCCUUGGAAUCGGAGUCCGAGGAUGUAGACUUCAGCUCAAUAGAUGAAGAUGAUUUGAUCGAGCAUGUACCAGAGGACCCUACAAUGGAGGAGGCUUACGAGAGCAUUGAUAUGGGGCUAGCUGUGCUGGAUGGGAUCGCGCAAUUGGAGCAUUUGGACGAGCUGACUCAAGCCGCGCAAAUGGAGCACAUCAAGGAGGUCUGUCUUCAACAGUUGUCGGGGGCCUCGAACACAUCGAACGAAUGGGCAGUCAUUGCCCCACUGCACACCAGCUCGGUGGUGAAUGUGCUGCGUCUGUGCUUCGGUCGCAUCAAUCGCAACGAGUAUCGCAUCUACGAUGCUACCAACGGCAAUGGGUAUUGCCCGAUCCCUGGGCCGCCGUUGGUAAUCGAAGGGUUGAGCACUAAGCCGUCGGGGCAGCUGGAGCCGCUGCUCGAUGGCUUGGCGCUCACGGAGACCUAUGUGCACCUCUUUCCGUACAGCUCUCUAUCGGAGUACGUGAAGCAAAUGAUCCAGGAGGAGACGGGCGCUGAUAUACCAGAGCUGUUAAACAACGCCGACAGCAAGAUGGGCAUUGAGCUACUUCCGGACGCAGAAAUGAACAUCAUGUGCGCCGGUCGCGGGGAUCGUGUGGGAAUUCAUUUCCGCUCAUGUACCCAAUCCAAAGAGCAGCAGAUGCUGAACGAGGAGAACAGCGGCACCAACAUCUUUGGCGAGCCAACUGUAGUCUCAAUGAUUAUUGCCAAGACGGAAGUCGUGCUCUCCAACCAGCAGAUUCAGCUGCUGGCCCAAAAUCCGGAGUCAAACAUCUAUCUCUAUGCCGACAGCAGCUGCAUCUACGUUCUCAACGGACGCAUUCUGUUCGAGACCACAGAGCUGACCCAGCACAUUCUGCCCAUCAGCAACAUUGAUCUGAUCCCCUUCUCUCCAUCAGAGCCCAUUUCCAUUGACUCGGACCCUGACGAUGAAUAAGGGGCCGAUGAUCGCAGACUGGAGAAUUCUACACUGAUUACCUUUAGUAAUGAUAAUUCAAGACUGAAAACACAAAACUGGAACACAGAAGACUGAAAAUGCAAGACUGAAAACGAAAAACUAACAAUAUUCAUAGAGAGAACUAAAUAUUGAACUGAAUGCUGAAUAAUAAUAAUGAACAAUACUGAAAAUAGAAGACUGGAAGACACGAAGGCAGAUGACAGAAGACACACGAAUCAAUCAAGGCAAAUAUUUGAGAUAUGUAGAUGCAUUUAUAGAUGUACAUGUGUAUACAUAAAUAGCUAAAUAUA
Messenger RNA from Drosophila arizonae, 1580 nucleotides. RefSeq lists its product as uncharacterized. Lineage: Eukaryota; Metazoa; Arthropoda; Insecta; Diptera; Drosophilidae. The record is from RefSeq and is a predicted model, not a curated record.